UGCGUGGUUCAUUCAAUUGAUGUUGAAGAUUUGCGCGUUUCCAUCAGCAGACUGUCAAUGGCUUUUGGGACGUGUUUUAUUUGAAUGCAUGGACUUUUAAAAAAUAUUUCGUCCAAAGCAACCUCGCGCAGUAAUGGAUAUCUUAUGGAUAUUAUGGAUACUACCCACUGUAUUAGCUGUAGAAGAAACGCUGAUGGACUCUACAACGGCGACGGCCGAGCUCGGCUGGACGGUAUAUCCCACCUCUGGGGUGAGUGACAUCACCAGUUGGGAGGAAGUGAGCGGGUAUGACGAGAACAUGAACACCAUCCGCACCUACCAGGUGUGCAACGUCUUCGACAACAACCAGAACAACUGGGUGCGCACCAAGUACAUCCGUCGCCGUGGCGCCCAGCGCAUCCACGUGGAGAUGAAGUUCUCGGUGCGCGACUGCAGCAGCAUCCCCAACGUGCCCGGCUCCUGCAAGGAGACCUUCAACCUGUACUACUACGAGUCUGACUCGGACACCGCCAGCAAGGUGUCCCCGGCCUGGAUGGAGAACCCCUGGGUGAAGGUGGACACCAUCGCGGCGGACGAGAGCUUCUCGCAGGUGGACCUGGGCGGGCGGGUGAUGAAGAUCAACACGGAGGUGCGCAGCUUCGGGCCCGUGUCCCGCCACGGCUUCUACCUGGCCUUCCAGGACUACGGCGGCUGCAUGUCGCUCAUCGCCGUGCGCGUCUUCUACCGCAAGUGCCCCCGCGCCGUCCGCAACGGCGCCGUGUUCCAGGAGACGCUGUCGGGGGCGGAGAGCACCUCGCUGGUGGCGGCGCGGGGCGUGUGCGUGCCCAACGCCGAGGAGGUGGACGUGCCCAUCAAGCUGUACUGCAACGGGGAGGGCGAGUGGAUGGUGCCCAUCGGGCGCUGCAUGUGCAAGGCCGGGCACGAGGCCGUGGACAACGGCACGGUCUGCAGAGCGUGCCCGUCUGGCUACUUCAAGCCUGCCCAGGGGGAUGACUCCUGCAUACAGUGUCCCAUGAACAGCCGCACCACCAACGAGGGCGCCACCACCUGCGUCUGCCGCAGCGGCUACUACCGGACCGACUCGGACCCCAUCCGGAUGCCCUGCACCACUGUCCCCUCGGCGCCCCAGAACGUGAUCUCCAGCGUGAACGAGACCUCGCUGAUGCUGGAGUGGGCCCCGCCGCGGGAGGGCGGGGGCCGCGAGGACGUGGUCUACAACAUCAUCUGCAAGAGCUGCGGGGCGGGGCGGGGGGGCUGCACGCGCUGCGGGGACAACGUGCAGUUCGUCCCGCGCCAGCUGGGCCUGACCGAGCCGCGCGUCUACAUCAGCGACCUGCUGGCCCACACGCAGUACACCUUCGAGAUCCAGGCCGUCAACGGCGUCUCCGACCAGAGCCCCUAUUCCCCGCAUUACUCCUCCGUCAACAUCAUCACCAACCAGGCCGCUCCGUCCGCCGUGUCCAUCAUGCACCAGGUCAGCCGUACUGUGGACAGCAUCACGCUGUCCUGGUCCCAGCCCGACCAACCCAACGGGGUCAUUCUGGACUAUGAGCUCCAGUACUAUGAGAAGGACCAGACCGAAUACAACUCCUCCACGGUGAAGAGCCAGACCAACACGGCGGUCAUCCGAGGCCUCAAACCGGGGGCCAUCUACGUCUUCCAGGUGCGGGCCAGGACCGUGGCCGGGUUCGGACGCUACAGCGGCAAGAUGUACUUCCAGACCAUGACCGAAGAGGAGUACAACACCAGCAUGCAGGAGAAACUGCCCCUCAUCAUCGGCUCCGCCGCGGCCGGCCUGGUCUUCCUCAUCGCCAUCGUGGUCAUCAUCAUCGUCUGCAACCGGAGGAGAGGCUUCGAGAGGGCCGACUCCGAAUACACGGACAAGCUGCAGCACUACACCAGCGGCCACAUAACUCCAGGAAUGAAGAUCUAUAUUGAUCCGUUUACAUAUGAGGACCCGAACGAGGCUGUGCGGGAGUUCGCCAAGGAGAUUGACAUCUCCUGCGUGAAGAUCGAGCAGGUCAUUGGCGCAGGUGAGUUCGGAGAAGUGUGCAGUGGGAACCUGAAGCUCCCGGGGAAGAGGGAGAUGUUUGUGGCCAUUAAGACCCUGAAGUCGGGCUACACGGAGAAGCAGAGGCGGGACUUCCUGAGCGAGGCCAGCAUCAUGGGCCAGUUCGACCACCCCAACGUGAUCCACCUGGAGGGCGUGGUCACCAAGAGCAGCCCGGUCAUGAUCGUCACGGAGUUCAUGGAGAACGGGUCACUGGACUCAUUCCUCCGACAAAACGACGGGCAGUUCACGGUGAUCCAGCUGGUGGGCAUGCUGCGUGGCAUCGCCUCGGGCAUGAAGUACCUCGCCGACAUGAACUACGUGCACCGGGACCUGGCCGCCCGCAACAUCCUGGUCAACAGCAACCUGGUGUGCAAGGUGUCCGACUUCGGCCUGUCCCGCUUCCUGGAGGACGACACGUCGGACCCCACCUACACCAGCGCCCUGGGAGGGAAGAUCCCAAUCCGAUGGACCGCGCCCGAGGCCAUUCAGUACAGGAAAUUCACCUCCGCCAGUGAUGUGUGGAGCUACGGCAUCGUCAUGUGGGAGGUCAUGUCCUACGGAGAGCGGCCUUACUGGGACAUGACCAAUCAAGACGUGAUCAACGCCAUCGAGCAGGACUACCGGCUGCCUCCCCCCAUGGACUGCCCCAGCGCCCUGCACCAGCUUAUGCUGGACUGCUGGCAGAAGGACCGCAACAACCGGCCCAAGUUCAGCCAGAUCGUCAACAACCUGGACAAGAUGAUCCGCAACCCCAACAGCCUGAAGGCCAUGACCCCGCUGUCUUCUGGCAUCCACCUGCCCCUGCUGGACCGCAGCGUGCCAGAUUUUUCCAGCUUCAGCGCCGUAGAUGAUUGGCUGGACGCCAUCAAAAUGGGCCAGUACAAAGAGAACUUUGCCAACGCUGACUUUACCAGCUUUGAUGUAGUCUCCCAGAUGACUAUGGAUGACAUCCUGAGGGUGGGGGUGACGCUAGCAGGGCACCAGAAGAAGAUCCUCAACAGCGUCCAGAUGAUGCGAGCCCAGAUGAACCAGAUCCAGUCUGUGGAAGUUUGACCUCUGGAGACGGACCUGGGAGGGAGCAAGGGGGGGUGGGGGGGUGGGGG
Anguilla anguilla (European eel) is the source of this 3156-nucleotide messenger RNA. Its product is annotated as ephrin type-B receptor 2. Gene Ontology annotation, biological process: axon guidance; central nervous system projection neuron axonogenesis; protein phosphorylation. The coding region runs from base 134 to 3106 and encodes 990 amino acids. The transcript is spliced from 16 exons. Gene Ontology annotation, cellular component: neuron projection; plasma membrane. NCBI's taxonomy places the organism in Eukaryota, Metazoa, Chordata, Actinopteri, Anguilliformes, Anguillidae. The record is from RefSeq and is a predicted model, not a curated record. Gene Ontology annotation, molecular function: transmembrane-ephrin receptor activity; protein binding; ATP binding.